Psylliodes chrysocephalus is the source of this 1053-nucleotide messenger RNA. The record is from the annotation of a GenBank genome assembly. Lineage: Eukaryota; Metazoa; Arthropoda; Insecta; Coleoptera; Chrysomelidae.
AUGUCCCUAAAAACUAGAAGUGAAGUUAAUUGCCCAAUUUUUGGAGCUCCGAAAGAAAUAAGAAAAGUUAGGUUGCCCACAUUUCAUGAUGUCAUUCAGGGUUUCUUGUUUACAAGAAAUUAUCUGGAAGGUAUUUCAGUGAAUAGAAAUCGGUUAGUGGUAGAGGCAGCAGACAUUAUCGCUAAAAAGAUUGAAUCUAUAUGGAAAAAGGCUGGUAUUCCUACAACUGAUCUUUUGCAAGUUAUAGGUUGCGACGGUACUAAUUUAAAUACGGGACAUAAAGGUGGAGUCAUAACAUUAUUGGAACAUCGAGUUAAAAGACCAUUGCAAUGGUUUAUAUGCGAGCUUCAUGCUAACGAAUUACCGUUACGCCACUUAGUUCAACAUUUAGAUGGUAAUACAUCUGGUCCUCGUGAUUUUCAAGGAUCCAUUGGACGAGCUCUAAAUGAGUGUGAGAAGCUUUCCAUAGCUAAGUGUCAAGUUAUUGGCAGUACACUUCCCAAUAUUUCCUUUGAUGAUUUGGGAACCGAUCAAAAAUAUUUAUUUGACAUUUUCCAGGCAAUUAUAAAUGGCACAUGUUCUGAAAGUCUAUCUAAACGUAAUCCAGGAAUGCUUAAUCACUCUCGUUGGUUGACAACGGCAAAUAUAAUUCUUCUCUUAUAUGUUGCCAGUGAAAAUUCCUCAGAAGAAUUACUAAUACUAGCUACAUUUGUUAUGAAGGUUUACGCUCCGAUGUGGUUUGUAAUAAAGGAACCGAGAAAUACGAAUAAAUUGACCGAUCCAGAACUGGCUUAUUAUUUAGAGAAUGAUGGAGAUGACAUUGGUUCUGCAAGAGAGACUGACACCUACUGUAUUGAAUCUGAAGAUUCCGAAAAAGAAAUUCUUUAUGAGAGAUUAUCCAGAAAAGACAAAUCCACCGGCCUGGAACUCAAACAUGACAAAAUGGUGGGUAGGUCCCCGCGUCAGCACUCUUCGUCAUACAACGCCGGUUUAAAUCCUUCUUUAAAAGAAUAUUUCGUACCCUAUCCAAACUAUAUACCACAACCACGAUAA